Molecule: messenger RNA, 2955 nt
Organism: Symbiodinium sp. CCMP2592
Lineage: Eukaryota; Dinophyceae; Suessiales; Symbiodiniaceae
Source: the annotation of a GenBank genome assembly
AUGAGAACAGCUGGUCGACAUUUCACUCUCCACAUCCCACACCAACAUUGGUGCACGCAGAAGCGCAGCGAUCGAUCCACCAGCCCUGGCGCACGGCAUUCACUGGAGCAGAUGUCGAGCCUGGGAGAUCUUGGCCUUCGCAUCCUCCGAAGCCUGGGCUGGCUUUCCGUUCUGCUGCUGCUGGGCGAGGCUGCCCGCCGGGCUUAUCGGAUCCGCCUCUAUGCCAUCCAGGAGUAUGGCCCGGUAAUUCAUGAAUUUGACCCCUGGUUCAACUACCGCGCGGCGGAGUACUUGGCAACUCAUGGCUGGAAGAAGUUCUUCACGUGGUUCGACCACCAGUCUUGGUAUCCACUAGGCCGCCCUGUGGCAACGACGAUCUAUCCCGGUAUGCAGAUAACAGCCGUCGCCUUGUGGCAGACGCUGCGACUGUGGGAACCUUCCUGGACUCUGAACCUCGUUUGCUGCUACAUGCCGGCAUGGUUGGGGGCGGUUUCCUGCAUUUUCUCAGGGCUUCUGGCGCUGGAGUGCUCUGGGGGCCUGGGCUCCGCGGCAGUGGUUUCCAGCCUGGUCAUGGCCAUCCUUCCAGCUCAUCUCUCGAGGUCCGUCGGAGGAGGCUUUGACAACGAGUCCGUCGCAGUGCCCGCGAUGUGUGCAACCUUCUACUUCUGGUGCAGAGCUCUCCGGUCAAAGAGCUCCUGGCCCAUCGCGGCCCUGGCAGGGCUCGCCUACGCUUACAUGGCAGCAUCCUGGGGCGGUUACAUCCUCGCACUGAACAUGGUCGGCCUGCACGCAGGUCUCUUGAUGCUGCUGGGCUCGGAAGGUCAGCUCUAUGCCGCUUACACCCUCUUUUUCACUGUGGGGACGUCGCUGGCCAUCCAGGUGCCAGUGGUGUCCUGGACUCCACUUCGCUCUGCAGAACAACUCGGGCCACUGGUGCUGUUCUUUGCCUUGCAGCUGCGAAAGGCUGUCCAGGUCUUCUGCAAGAACUCUGUCCGUGAGCUCGGGCUCCUGGCGAUCUUCGUCCUGGUUGUUGCCCUCCUCAUCCCCUCAGGAUUCAUCGGCCCCUUUUCGGUGAGGGUCCGGGCCCUCUUUGUGAAGCACACGAAAACCGGGAACCCUUUGGUGGACUCCGUGGCCGAGCACCAGCCAGGGAGCCCCGACGCAUUCCUGAGAUAUCUCGGCCUCGUCUCCUAUGUGGCGCCUUUGGGUGUGCCGGCCCUGCUCUUGAGACUGCGCAAGGAUCUAGGCCUAUUCUUGCUGGCGCUCGGUGCCGUCAGCCUUUUCUUCUCCCUGCGCAUGCGCCGCCUGGUGAUUCUGAUGGCUUUGCCCGCCUCCGCCCUCACAGGCUGUGCUCUGGGCCUUGCCUUCGAGCAAUUGCUGGCCCGGCCCAUCUUGGGAGCUGGCAAAGAGGGCUCUGGAAAGCUCUGGAACCGCGGACUUGUGCGCGUUCUUCGGCUUGGCGGUGGUUUCGUGCUCGGUCAUCAGCUUUGGCCAAAAGCCCAAGAGUUUCUCGAGUUUUGCGAAGACAAGGCUCGCUGGUCCCUGUCGCACCCCACGAUCGUCACCAAGGCCCGGAAUGGGCAAAUCAUCGAUGACUAUCGAGAAGCCUACAACUGGCUCAGGGACAACACACCGGAAGAUGCUCGAGUGAUGGCUUGGUGGGACUACGGCUACCAAAUUGCUGGGAUUGCCAACAGAACGACCAUAGCUGAUGGAAACACCUGGAACCACGAGCACAUCGCUCUGCUGGGCUUGUGCCUUUCUUCUCCCGUACCAGAGGCCCAUGCCAUCGCCCGGCAUUUAGCAGACUACGCCCUUGUUUGGGCUGGGGGUGGCGGGAAGGAUGACGUAGGCAAGUCCAAGCACAUGGCCCGCAUCGCCAACUCCGUCUACAAGGGUCACUGCUCCGAGGAGGAUUGCGACGCCUACGGCAUCUUCCCGGACGGCCGCCCCAGCAAGAUGAUGAAAGCCUCCUUGGUCUACGGCCUUUGUGGCCGUGCUGAACUAGACUCCAAGCUCUUCGAGGAGGUCUACUUCAGCAAGAACCGGCGCGUGCGCAUUUUGAAGGUGCACCAGGUAGCCCUGGACUCCCGCGCCUGGUCCGCAGACCCCGAGAACCGCCUCUGCGAUGCGCCGAAAAGCUGGUACUGUCCGGGCACCUACCCGCCGAAGCUCAAGGCCCUCUUCAAGAAUGCCUCGGAGCCUGGGAGCCCGUUUCAAACGGCGGAGGCCGCGCGGUACCAAUCGGCCUACGAGGCGCGAGUCCAGGAGCAGCUCCUGGAAAGGCCUCUGCCCAACGGAGAAGGAUUGCCAGAGGGAAGCUUCUUGGACUCCUGCCGCGGCUGUCGCAUCACGGGAAAGGGGAAGGGCGGGGGCCUGCUCUCCUGCAGCCACUGCCGGCAGCCCGGAUCGCCCUCCGCCAGCUCCUCUCUGGACUUGGCCACUUGCUGGACUCCGCAGGUUAACAACAUCCACGGUCAGCUACAGUGUGAGCCGAAGCCCAACGACGUGGGCAUUCCGGCUGGUGGAUAUCAGCAGUCUUGCAAAGGCUGCGCACUGAGCAACGGGUUGCUGGAAUGCAGCCACUGCUCCACAGCCUCAGGAAGGCAGAUGCCAUCAGCUUUUCCGCUCAAUGCUUGCCCUGCACCUGCGUCUCUGGACAACGACAAUGGGAAGCUUAGCUGCCAGGGCCUCCCGAACGAGCCCGGCAUCCCCGAAGGGCCCUACUUAAAGUCCUGUCAGGGCUGCCAAGUCCAAAAUGCAGAGCUCAGCUGCAAGCUCUGCCGCCGAGCCGAUGGGCAGCAGGUCGCGGCAGCCUUUUCCGUGUCCAGCUGCCCCUUCCCGGCCCAGCUCGACAACCAGGAUGGUCGCCUUCAGUGCAUCGCGGCGAAAAAGGAGCAUGAAUUUUCGACGUGCCACACUACUCUAACUGCUACUGCCAGUGUCCAAACUUGA